UAAAAUUCAUAGUGUACUGUGCGCACUUUCUUUUCUUAUUCAAGGUAUAAACAGAGUGCGAUUGAAAAAAACAAAGUUUUUGUGCACUUUGCUCUGUAUAGCGCACUUUGUCAUUAGAAAUACUGAACAUCAUGGUUUAUCUACUGUUCAUUUAGGAAACGUAUAUGAUGAAGAUCUUUCAUACUGUUUAUCACAUAUGUUUUCAGGUCUGUUUUUCUUUGUCAUUUAAUUCUUAUUUAUCACAUGGCAACCAAAUAAUUCCUAUUAGAAAAAAAAUUUCAUCUUCUUUUCUAGUUGGUGGCGCUGUUUGAGCUGAGACAAAUCUUAGUGGAAUGGCAAAACAAUAUUCCGCAAGAAAUAUGUCAUCACAUAGGACAUUAAAAUAUCGUGAAAAAGGUCAACAUAAGCAAGAUGAAUUACGAUAAAAUGAUCGCGAAGGUAUGCGAUGUCAACGAAAAUAUCCGUGAUAAGCAACAAUCACCAUGUGUUUCGUCGAAUAUUAAACGAAUUACAUCUAGCAGCGAAUCAAAACCAGAAUUGCCAUCUAUUCCGCUUUUUGCCGAAAAAUUCCGCAAUGUUUUCGCUUUCCGCUUUUUUCCGUCUUUCAAUAAAAGAAUAAAAGCUCUCUUCGAUAGUGGUUUUUCAGCAAAUAUGAACAAGAUACAAACGCUGAUCAUUAAACACAUUUAGUUGAUUCUGUUUCAAAUCCUAUUUAAUUAGUAGUAACCGAGUUUCUAAUAAUAAAAAUUUGUGUUUGUUGUUUAGCUUUAAGUACCGCCUACUUAUCACAAAAUUCAGCACUCGUGCGUUCAGUAAUCAGGAAAUCUUCGUUAUAUGUUCUUUGCUAUGAGUUUUCACAAGACGGUUUACCAUAGAAUAGAAAGGUUUCUACGAGAAGGUGUUUUGCCUGAAGUGCUACUUUCUUUACUUUCACGUUUUAAAAAAGUUUUUUAAAAGAAAGGAUACUCUAUGGAAAGCAGUAUCCUGUAGUAUUGUAGUAGACAGUGAUCAUUCAUCUUCAUAUCUUAUCACUGUCGUUGAUCGGACGGUUACAUAAAAGGAUACUCUUCCUCAAUUCUUGAGCCGGAAAAAGCGAAUUUGUCGACUUUACUUUUUUGCUUUAAUAAUAUAUUGAAAUGGGUCCUGUAAAACAGUUUUAAAAAAGCUGUCCGCUAUUUUGGACUUGAUGAGGUGUCAACUCUGAUCAAAAUCUCGAGAAAUAAAUAUAGAUUGUGAGUCUUUUUGACAUUUUAUGAGAAAAGACAAUAAAUAAAUCGUUUUUUUUCUUAAGUGAUCCUAUUGAUAGAACUCGUACUUAAAAUAAAUCGAAGUUUCAUUCGGAUAAAGAGGAAUGCGCCACUCGACUUGAACAACAACGUUUAGAACAAGAAAAAAUUUGUAUGGAAAAUAUUCUCAAAGGAAAUUCUUUAUUAAACAAUUCAUCAAAUAAAUUUCGUGUCAAACGUCGUUGAGAUGAUGAUGUCCUUUUUAAAAAUUGUGCUAUGUCCUGCACAAUUUAUUAAUGAUAGUUUACAUUGUGAUUUUUCAUCGACAUUUUAUGAAAUAAAUAUUUAUUUUGUUUUAUAUAAAGACAAGAACUUCUUAUUAUGAAAUAUAUUUUUUGUUUUAGGUAGAGAAAAUAUCUCAGAAUAUAUCCAAGAAAAGGUACAAAAAAUUUCAUAUAUUGAAUAGAUUUUUUCUAUUCAAUUUCUCUAAAGAUUGUUGAUUUAAUAAAUCAAGUAUCACUUUAUGGAAAAGACAGUGUUAGAGUUCAAUAUCUCAAACAUCUACAAGAACUUAUUUUACUCGAAGAUCCAAGUUUACUUGAUAAUUUUCUUGAAAUAAAAGUCGAUAAUGAAUAUGAUCCAGAAGUUAUUGUUAAAGUGAUUGAUAGUCUUCGACUUUUACUUUAUGAUGAUAAUGUACUUGUACAAAAGAAACUAAUUGUUAGUAUGAUAACGAUUUAUAGAUUAACAUUAAAGUGCCUUUCGAAAUCUCGACUUGUUGAUGAAAAUGUACGUUGUAUGUCGGAGAGUAUCAAUAAUAUGAAUAUUCAUAUUAUUGCUAUGCUUGAUUCGGAUAAUGAUGGAGUUCGUACAGUGGCAAUUCAAUUUAUUGAAAUGCUUGCACUUGUUUUAUCACAACGUACACAAAAUUCAAUUGUUCCGAGUUCAAAUGAACAAGAUUUUUCUUUAAAUUUAUUAGAAGAUGAUCAUUGA
Messenger RNA from Rotaria sp. Silwood1, 2219 nucleotides. Lineage: Eukaryota; Metazoa; Rotifera; Eurotatoria; Philodinida; Philodinidae. The record is from the annotation of a GenBank genome assembly.